UGAGUCCCCCACCUGGCUACGUCCCGGCAUUGUUUGUGCUUCUCCAAACUACACUCCUUCCCUCGCCGCAAAAGUUUUAUUUUGAAAGCCGUACCCGGAAGCGAAGCGAGGUGCUUACCGCUCUUGGUCACGUGGUGCUGCAAGGCUGAUGGAGGCUGAGCAGGGAGGAAGGAGGCGAGCCCCUCAGCUUCCGCGUCAGCAUCCCUUCAAAUAGCCGCUGUCACUUGUUCGCUGCAAGCACAGAGACCGACAACUGCGGGCCACAAAAAAAGGGCUCCAAAUCAGAUGUUUGUGUGUUAACAUAGCAGCUGUCAUCUUCCGUGGUGAACACAAUCACGAUGAGCGUUGAGAGUCGAUAAAGGAGGUUUGGAGCCCGGCCAGGAAGCAUAGCGAUGUUCAAGGCGCCUCGUCCCGGGAGAAGUCAUCCCAGAAGCUGGCUGCGAGAUACGGAGAUGCUCCUCUGAAGCACCGGCAGGUCGAGUUUUCCUGAGCAGAACGUUUGUGUGACGGAGUUGGAGCUGAGAGUGGAAGUGAGUGGGUGUAAGAGUGAUCGUGUGUCAUGGCUGACAGCGAAGGGACAAACCUCGAGGACCCUCCCUAUAAAAACCUGCUGCUCUUGGGGGCCAUCGCAGCAGCGUCGGCCUUUGUGGUCACCAUCCUCAUCGUCCUCGUCUGCGUGGGCUGCCAGAGAAAAAGCAAGAGCAAGCAUCCUACAGCUGGGGAGAAAGGCACAUCUGUAAAUAUGCAGGGUACCCUUCGACAUCCCAAACUGAAUUCCAUGAGCAAAUCAGACACCAGGCUGCAUGAGAUCAACCGCUUUCCCUGCAACGGAAGCUCAGUUAGUAAGAGCCGCCCGGCUAGCAUGGACCUCCUGCUCCUCCACAGUCGACGCUCCCAGACGGACCUGAGGCCUUCCCAGGGGCGUCAGCUUCCGCAGAUCCCCACCAGCCCACUGGGAUCCGGCCAAGGGGGAGAAAGGGACGUCAGAGGAGGAGGGGAGGCCAGAGACCACACUUACACUGAGGUGGGCCUGCGAAAUAAUCCGACGCCAACGCACGGCUUGGACGACGGCCUGUACGAAAGCGUCAGUGUCCGGGAAGGGGAUGCUGGCCCCAAAGCGCCUGUGGCGCCACCACCAACAUCAACGAACACUCCAACUUCAGUCAGGGUCGCACAAAGCCCACCUGCUCAGGCCAACGGAGCCCGCAAUGGCAAUGGAAAUGGUGGCAGAGGGAAUGGCACCAUUAACGAAACAAUGGUAGGGAAAAAUAACGUGGUGAGCGGGGUCAACGGGUCCCCCCUGUCCUCAGUCAACUCUCUGGCAAGCCAAGAACCUACUGCAGCUGAGUAUGCUUCAAUUCGCAAGUUCAGAAAGGUUGACAAGACAAACAGGAAGGAAAAUAACGGCGCCGACAGCCAGUCAGACAAAUCGAGCGUGAGCGACUCACCCUCGGCUGCUGCUCCGCAACUACAUCGCAGUCAGGAUUUUCCACGCAAACCCCUGGAGCCGUUUCACCUGCACUCUUUCCCAAAGGAACCGGUGUUCAUGGGCAAUGGUGAGCAGUACAUCUGGAAGCCACCGGAAGAUGACGAUAUCAUCACAUUGCACCCGCCGCCCCACCGCAUUGAGAACGGACAGGGGCACCCGUCGCCCCCCACUGCCAAGGAGAUUGCCGACACCUACUCCAUUGUGUGCAAAUCCCAGAAGAAAAAGUCUCCAUUGGAGAGCAAUGGAGCGAAGACCCUUCCGCGCUCCUUUGGUGGGGAAAGAGGAAAGGGCCGAGGCCGAGGGGUCCAGGCCCAGGCGCGUUCCCAGGAGGAGCCGUGUUACGAGCCGACAGGUGACAGGGCCUGGCCCGCGUGCGUGGCAGCAGAGUCCGACACUGCGUACGCUACCAUUGACAGCCAUCGUAAGCGUGAGCAGGCCGGCGCCAGUAAUAGCACGGCCGGCGCUACCGCCACCCUCAAGCGGAAGAAACAACAGGCGCCAUCAGCUGCACCUCAGGGCUCCGCAUCCAACCCCCUGCCUGUUCGAGGUCUGCCUGGGGGAGAGAACUUCUAUGAGACCAUCAGUGAUGUGAAAGGGGGCAACAGCUCCAGCACCACCACCAUCUUCACAUUUAAUGAUGGAAUGGAGAUGUAUGUCACCGGCCUGUAGCUGGCAGACAUGCAGAGCCGUCACAAAAGAGAUCAUAACAGGGACAGUCCUGUUCACUUGCCACACUCGUUGCUGUACAUACUUCGAGGUACUAUGACUUCUCCAGACAAACAAAGUGAUGAGCAAAUUUGUGUUGACAUCAGGUACAAACAGGGUUUUAAUCCAGGUUCAGACUUUUCCUACAUCAGUCUGUAGUUUUGAACCAGCCUCGACCCUAAAAGGACCAACAUGUUUUAUCAAAAAGAAAUGGAGAGGACAACUGGAAUAUUCAUCUUCAAAAUACUGUACAAUUGACUUUACUCAUCUUUGCGCGCAUCAUUUUCCAUAAUAUCUUUAUUUUUGUACAAAUGGUCUUUAUUUGACAUGUGGUGUAACUUAAAAUUUGAGCACAUUUGAAAUGACUAUCAGCAAAGAAAAUGUAAAUGCAUGAUUUGUGCAAAGCACAGAGAGCAGUGGUAAUGAUGCUAUCUAUAUUAGGAAAAGGAGGCCACAGUGCAAGCCGUUACGCACACGCACACACACACACACACACACACACACACACACACACACACACACACACACACACACACACACACACACCUACUUGGGAGCACAUUUAUGUAAUCUAAGCGGAUGGAUGUCAGAGAUUUUUGGAGCUCAGCUCAACCUAAGCAAACAUCUGAAAUAGGUUUCUUGUGCACACUGACCUGUUGCCUGGCAGGGAGGGUUGUGGUGUUUUGUACAAACAAAGGCCGGCAGGUCAUUUGUCGGGCUGCUCAACCUCAAAUGUGAGCCAAGACUAGUGAAGGCGUUUAUUUCACACACCACCAUCAAUGUGCCCUAAACUCAUUGGCGGUGAUCAAAAGUGGCCCUCUUGGUUUCUCUUCUGUGUUUUGUUUGGUUCACAACGUAAUCCUCAAGGUAGUUAUGACGUCAGUUCGCAAUUCAUGCUCAGAUUUGACAAAUAUCUAUCUGUAGCCUGAGGCUGGAUGACACACCUCUCUCUCUCUCUCUCUCUCUCUCUCUCUCUCUCUCUCUCUCUCUCUCUCUCUCUCUC
Molecule: messenger RNA, 3197 nt
Organism: Hippocampus comes (tiger tail seahorse)
Lineage: Eukaryota; Metazoa; Chordata; Actinopteri; Syngnathiformes; Syngnathidae
Exons: 9
Coding region: 560-2158 (532 amino acids)
Biological process (GO): negative regulation of T cell activation; B cell receptor signaling pathway; T cell receptor signaling pathway
Cellular component (GO): plasma membrane; membrane raft
Source: RefSeq, a predicted model, not a curated record